Messenger RNA from Mercenaria mercenaria, 4638 nucleotides. RefSeq lists its product as uncharacterized. Gene Ontology annotation, biological process: positive regulation of voltage-gated potassium channel activity; regulation of synaptic transmission, cholinergic; sleep. The record is from RefSeq and is a predicted model, not a curated record. Bases 230 to 694 code for a protein of 154 amino acids. The transcript has 3 exons. Lineage: Eukaryota; Metazoa; Mollusca; Bivalvia; Venerida; Veneridae.
UAUGCUCGGAGAAAACCGUUAAAAUCUAGUUUUCACAGAUCUGUAGGAAACAUGUUAUCGAGUUAUAAAGCUUACUCAUAUGUGUGACUGAAUCAAUGUCUGUGUAUAGGAAGAUAUUCUUUCCUUCUGCUUAAUAUAUUCAUGGGAUUUAUACGCUAUGAUAUGAAGUAAUAAAGGACAAAACAAUCGGCAGAAUACCGUGGUCAGUAUGUAACCUGCAGCGGACAAAAUGGCCCCGGUCAUAAAAGCUAUUAAUGUGAUUUAUAUUGCUAUGUUUCCAGUAAUUUGGAAUAGAGCAACAGCCCUUGACUGCUAUGACUGUAAUUCAUUCAACAAAAGUGACCCAAAUUGCGGUGAUCCCUUCCAUCCGGCGUAUGGAGACCUGAAAAAAGAUUGUCAACAGGGUAAGGAAGGGUUUGUCGGCCUCUACCCCGCAAAGUUCUGCAUAAAGUUGAUCGGAAAUACAGUCAGUGACAACAUAGAGAUGGUUUAUCGUGGAUGCUCUUUAGAAUCACUGGACAGUCAGUGUGGUGACUUUAAGUACGAGGGUGUACGGUAUCGCGGUUGUAUGAUGUCAUGCACGGAAGAUGCGUGCAAUAAUUCUAUUGGACUUCGAGCUGACACGUGCACGAUGACAUUGGUGACGAUGAUUCUUUUAGUGACUUCAGCAGCGCAAUAUUUUAAUAUAAGAUAGUGUGAUAGUAGAAUAUGAAUGUAACGGACUGAAUAUAUUAUAUCAUUUACAUGUCAGGAUAGAUUUUUGAAAUCAUAGAUUUGUAUCAGUUUUUAGCUCACUUGAGCCAAAGGCUCAGGAUGAGCUAUUGUGAUCGUCCAGCGUCCGUCCGUCCGUCGUUCGUCCACACUUUCCUUUAAACAACAUUUACUUCUAAAUCAGCAGGCCAGUUUUGAUGAGACUUCACAGGUAUGUUCCUUAGAUGGUCUUCUUUAUUUUUGUUUCAAAGAAUUGAAUUCCAUUUAGAACUCUGGUUGCCAUGGCAACCGAAAGGAAAAACUUUAAAAAUCUUCUUGUCCAAAACCACAGGUCAUAGGGCUUUUAUAUUUGGUUUGUAGCAUCAUCUAGUGGUCCUCUUCCAAGAUUGUUAAAAUUAUUCUCCUAGGGUCAAAUAUGGCCCCGCCACGGGGGUCACUCGGUUUACAUAGACUUAUAUAGGGAAAACUUUGAAAAUCUUCUUGUCCAAAACCACAAGGCAUACAGCCUCAAUAUUUGGCAUGUGACUGGGGUGAAAAGAGGCCCCGCCCCGAAGGUAACAUAGCUUUUAUAUGAGUUAUAUAGGAAAAAUACUUCAAAAAUUAUCUGAUCAUAUUUCCUAGAGACUGUUUAAUUAUCAUUACCGUAUGACCCCAAGUAAUUAGGGAUCAUUUCACUGUAACCUUGACCUACUGACCUACUUUCUUGUUUUUAAAGAUACAGCCUUGAAAUUUGGAUGACAUGUACAGUUUUGCACACUGAUCUUAAAACUGACUUUCAGUGACCAUGAAUGUGACCUACUGACCUACUUUCUUGUUGUUUUAAAAUACAGCUUUGAAAUUUUGAUGACAUGUAUAGUUUUGCAUGCCAAUCUUUAAACAGACUUUCAGUGACCAUCACUGUGACCUACUGACCUACUUUCUUGUUUUCUAAGCUACAGCAAAAGGAUUUGGAACACCUGUAGUAUUUUUUACAAGGUUCAAAAGUAAUCUUGCCUAAUCUUUACCUUGACCCACUCUCCUAAUUUUCUUGUUUUUAAAGCUUUAGCUGAGAAAUCUGUUCAAGCAAGCAACUCUACUCAGAUGAGCGAUAUAGGGCCAUCAUGGCCCUCUUGUUUUUUAGGAAUUGUUUUGUUCUGCGUUUAGUUAUAUGUAGCGAAAAUAAUAAAUUGUCAAGACAGCUGAUAGAAUAUCAUCAUUAUAUUGCUUCAUCAAGGCAUUAAGUAUUUUAUGGUCAUAAGUACAGGUUGUAAAGGAUCGUGCAAUGAUUUCGGAUAUUAGAAAACUGUACAGUAGACAUUUACAUUAAUUGUUUAUUGGGUAAAGUGCUUUUCGUAAUGUGAAAUUGCAAUUUCUUGAAUUGAUUUGAUUUAUAUUGGUGUUAUGUUCGCAUGCAUGCAUAGUAAUGGGUCAGGCUCUACGAAUUGUAUUUGCAGGGUUAUAUAUCCUUAGCUGUAGUGCAUCAGCAUUAAUUUGUUUUAGGAGUUAGGCCCAAUAGAAGUGUUCUGAACAUCUGAUCAUUUCUUUGUAUAAAUUAUAUUCAAAUUUACCUUAAUGAGCAUGAUCAAGUUCCCUGUAUCAUGGUGAAAAGAAACUUGAUGCCAAACAUUCAUGUGCAACAUCUGCUCCCUUUACUGUCGUGAGACAAAAUUCGAAAUGAAGUAAUAAAAAAUGUUGAUUUAAGGGGACGCAUAUUGCUACAUUCACAGUUCAUACAGCAAUGCGGAAGGGGUGCAUAUUCAAGAAAUCGAUGGUGGGAAAAUAAAAAAACAUAUUCCUAAACUGAUAUAAUACUGAUGGACACCUGUAAUAUUCAGUAUUUUGUGGAUAAGGAUGUGGUACUAUGAAUGUAAUAGGAAAACAGAGGUCUUUGUGAAAGUACAUUCAACACAAAAUAUUAAGCUUUUGUAUAAGGAAAAUACAGGUUUUUUACAAUAACAGUGUUCCAAAUAAUGUUGAAGGGAUGAGAUUUUCUUUUUAACACACCAGGUUUGCUUAAACAUGUAAAAAUUUAACGCCACGUCUGUCCAUCUUGGGAUGGGCGCCAUAUUUCUCAUUGAUAAAAAAUGUAAACAAAAAAAUCAGAGUGGGAUUAGCAUUGCAAGGGCAUAACAUGACAUUCUACACAAUGAAUACCUUAGAACAGAUAUCUAAGAUGCUACACAGGUCAGGCGGGUUAAAUGCAUAAUGUCGAUCACUUGAAAUUCAUCUGACAAGGUGGUUAAUUUUAGUUUGUUUACAUGGUUUUUAAUUUUCCCACGACUUCUCGGCGAUUCACUGCAAAUGUAUUACUGCGCCGGACGAAAGGUAACUCUAAUAAACAACGGGAGACAACUUAUGUGUCAGCACGUGUACGAUUUUUAAAAAAAACAUGUCGAUGAUUAUAAUUUCUUAUCAAAAAAUGAAUCCUAUUCAGAUAUUCGUCUUUAAUAUUAGAAAAUUAUUAAUUUCUGUGAACAUUUGUCAAAAAAUAUUACUUACAGUGGACUACUUUGCGCAUCAAACUGGUUUCCGCUUCAGUUGUGAGGCACUUCCGUUAUACUUUUUGACAACAAUAACAAAACACAAAAUGAAUCAAUAAAGUCACUUAUAAACCGACUGCUACUUAAAUCAGUGUAAGUAAAGUUGUUGUUACAACAUUAUACAUGUUCGUUACGUUAUGAGAUAAAGUUUAUCUUGAACUGCAUAAUCCAUUAAUUACGUUUAGAUGAUAUUGCAUUUACAACUUAUUUGACCCCGUUUUUUACGUGAAUGACACCAUUCUCGUGCAACUCGUGCAAACAGAGUUAUGAAAAGUAUGGUGGAGAAUUCAAGGACAAAUUAUAAAUGACAUUAAAGUGAGGAUAACUGUAUAUUCGUACAGUUUUGAUCAUUGGCAUUCCUGCUGUGUAUUAGUAACUUUUGUGAACAAGACUAGAAUGUUGCUUUUGCACAUAUACACAUUGAUUGGACCUCUCAACCAAAUUUCAUACCUUAUUUUAGGGGUUUUUAAGACAAUACAUUUUCAAAAGUUUGUUGAAUGUGUUUUGAUAUUUAAGUGCAUUGUAGUUCAUGAAUACCAAGUUAAAAAUUAAUAAUGGCAACAUUUCUAGGCCUUUAUUGUAAGCCACUAGACUUCUGUAACGAUAAAUGUUUAAUGUAUUAAGGGGAAUAUACUCUUUUAGUUUUGGAAUGUGGCAUUCCUUGACCACCGUAUCUUUUCUUAGGCACUACUUUGUAAACAAACUAAAUAAUGUGUUUUAGCUCACAUACGCGAAAUGAAAAGCAAGACAGUGAACUUAUUUCACAUUCUUUCUUUAAAUUAGAAUCUGUAGGACAUUGAUAAAUGUUUGGACAAAGUGAAGCACUAUUAUUUUCGCACCAAAAAGUCUUAAUUGUUGACUUUGAAUGUACACAAGAAGUCUUAUGUAAUUCAACAAUAACUUUCUUGUUUCAGUUUUUCUCAUUUUUAUUUUAGUGAGCAAUCCUUUGUGUACUUAUAACAGUUCAAACAGUAUUCAUUUCAUUUACCAAAACCUUGUACUUUUUUGCAGGUAAAUUUUAUAAAACCCCACCCACUUUUUUCUAAUUUCAAAGUAUGCGUCCCCUUAAUAGAGAGAAAAUAUAAUUCUAGAUAUCUGAAUGAUCCGUCUUUCGAUAAUCUAACUGUAUAUUUAUCUGCGUUUUAUUGUUCCUUCUCAAGAGAAGGAACACUUAUGGUUGACUGUGCAGGUAAUAGAUACAAGGGUAGUGUCAAAGAUAUCCGAAUACCAGUAGGGACGAUGCAUAUGCCAGUGUGUGUUUAUGCGUCUUUAAUUAAUGUUAAUCUAUUGUGAAAAGCAAGAUAUUAACAACAAGCCGACAAGGAACAAUAAUUCACAUAGAGUAUUAUUGAAUAUUUGAUAAUGUAGAAUAGAGAUUAUUAUAAAAAUAAACUCCUUGAAUGAAAUA